ACCACAUUUUAAACCUCACAGCCUCGCAGUUUUGUCAUGCGCCUGAUAAGAUUUGCACUCGUGGAGCUCCGGGUAAAAGAGGRCAAAGGGGCCGAAGAGGAAGAAUAGGUCUUAAGGGAAUGAAAGGCAAUCCUGGAAAAUAUGGUAAGCAAGGAUUUCGAGGACCUCCUGGACUAAAAGGAAUUAAAGGCGAUACAGGGAAUCCYGGACCAAAGGGACAAAAGGGAGAUAAUGGRAAUCCUGGACCGCCAGGAUCGCCGGGACCGAAAGGGGAACCAGGUGGAAAGCUUUCUCAGCCUUCAGUACUUGUUUCACCAUCGACAUUCACAGUUACUGAGAACCAGACUGCUACCUUUCAUUGCAAUGCUCAGGGUAAUCCAAAACCAAAGAUAACAUGGAAAAAAGAAUCUGGAAAGAUUGAUUUUGUUAAAACCAGAAUAGAUAAAUCAGGAUUGUUUGAAAUCUCAAAUGUUGAUGAAAACGAUGCAGGUAACUAUACAUGUUCCGCAAAGAGUGUUCUCGGAGAGGAUGCAAAUAGAGUGUCACUUCUUGUCAGAUUUCCACCGAGGCUCACCAAGGUACCAGAGUCAUUCCAAACUGUCAUUCAAGGAAGUACUGUCAAUUUGAUAUGCACUGCAUCGGGUUAUCCACCACCAAUAAUCACGUGGUCAAAAGUUCAUGGUUCUCUUCCAUCAAAACGGAGUCAACAAAAUGGCGGAAAACUUACAAUCAGAAAAUUUGAGUUAAGUGACAGCGGGUCUUAUCAAUGUGUAGCUGUAAAUUCGUUGGGUAGAAAGACUCUUUACAAGUCAUUGAGCUUCGAUGUAAAGAUGGCGAUGCACUUGGCAUGCAAAGUAAAGCCAUUCCAGAUUCAAAAAUUACCGCUUCGUCGAAUGCUGGUUCAAGGUGGCUCCCAUAUUAUGCUAGACUGAAUGCAGCCCUUGGAAGUGGUGGAUGGGCAGCUAAAUCUAAUACACUAGGAGAAUGGAUACAAGUUGAYUUGAGCAAAGUAACCAGAAUUACAGCUAUUGCUACACAAGGCCGUUUUUCG
This is a messenger RNA of Exaiptasia diaphana, 1051 nucleotides long. Its product is annotated as peroxidasin-like. Gene Ontology annotation, molecular function: protein binding. Bases 120 to 932 code for a protein of 270 amino acids. Lineage: Eukaryota; Metazoa; Cnidaria; Anthozoa; Actiniaria; Aiptasiidae. Gene Ontology annotation, cellular component: plasma membrane. The transcript is spliced from 3 exons. The record is from RefSeq and is a predicted model, not a curated record. Gene Ontology annotation, biological process: cell adhesion; axon guidance.